AUGGUCGAUGUGGAUGUACUGAAGGAGGCUCGGAAAAACUACGAGCGUGAGAGGGCACGUCUUCUGAGUGAUCGUAAGGAGGGUGUCGACAAGGCUGGGCUCAAUCCAUCUAUGGAGGAUGAUGAGGCCAUGGACAGGGACCUCGAUAUCCUCUGGGGUACUCUCUUCAGGGCGUCUUAG
Perkinsus marinus ATCC 50983 is the source of this 180-nucleotide messenger RNA. RefSeq lists its product as hypothetical. The coding region runs from base 1 to 180 and encodes 59 amino acids. NCBI's taxonomy places the organism in Eukaryota, Perkinsozoa, Perkinsida, Perkinsidae. The transcript has 3 exons. The record is from RefSeq and is a predicted model, not a curated record.